CCCAGCUGCACGUGAAGGCAGCACUAAUCACAACGGGAGCGGAGCGCUCGCGGCGCUCGUACCUCACCGGUAAUGUGAGUCUUAUCCAAGGACAGGACGGUAUUAUGAGCUGAAGAAAUCCUGCUGUGUUAUGAUGUUUUGUGAGCAGCUGAGAGGGUGAGCGGCUCUUCACUGUGUGGUGGUGUUAGAGUAGAUUUAGAUUUUAGUCCAGUGUUUUGUUUUGUUUUUUUUAUUUACUGUGGCCUAUAAAUAUUUUUUAAUCCCCUGGUAGUUUUAGCUUCUCGGACAGCCCCGGAAUUUGGUGGUUGCACAAUGACUGUGUUUUAAUUUUGUGCUGGAAUAGCGAGACAUGUGCGACAGAUAGGCUGCGUCUCGUGUCGCCUAAAACCAGCCGGGACAGACGGGACAGGACAUUUUUCACAACAUCAGAGUGCAGAAGAAAGAGACGCAACAUGUUUGAAGCUGCAGGGAUCCCUCUCAUCGUGCUGGACCUCAUCUGCCUCACCCUCGUUGGACUCCCAUUUUUUAUCCUCACCCCUCAACACAACCCUUUCAAACGCGGGUUCUUCUGUAACGAUGAGUCCAUCAGAUACCCCCUCAAAGAGGACACCAUAUCCUACCAGCUGUUGGGAGGAGUCAUGAUCCCCUUCACGCUGAUCGUGAUCGUCUGCGGCGAGUGCCUUUCUGUUUACUUCUCCCGCAUCAAGAACCAGUCUUUGGGGACCAAGUAUGUGGCGUGUGUCUACAAAGCUGUGGGGAGCUAUGUGUUCGGAGCUGCUGCUAGCCAAUCUCUGACAGACAUAGCCAAGUAUUCCAUCGGCCGUCUGCGGCCAAACUUCCUGGCUGUGUGCAAUCCAGUCUGGAAUACCAUCAACUGCAAAGCCGGCGGAUACAUAGAGAACUUCACCUGCACUGGAGACAAGUUCCUGGUGGAUGAGGCCAGACUGUCCUUCUACUCAGGUCAUUCAUCCUUCUCCAUGUACUGCAUGCUGUUCCUUGUACUGUACAUUCAAGCCAGACUGAAGUCAGAGUGGUCGAGGCUUCUGCGUCCCACCAUCCAAUUCUUCCUGAUUGCCACUGCCAUAUAUGUGGGUCUGUCCCGGGUGUCUGACUACAAACAUCACUGGAGUGAUGUGCUCACUGGCCUCCUGCAGGGAGGCUUAGUUGCCACUCUCACAGUGUUCUGUGUGUCCAAUUUCUUUGAACAGCCAGUGGGCCCAGUGGUGUCACAGGAGGAAGCCUCACACACCAGUUUACAGGAAAACCCUUCCAAUGGGAACCACUACGGCAGCACUGAGUGACUACGAGGCCUCAGAGACAAUACUGUAUAGGGCUUUUAUCCCCUUAGGGAGGACCUAAAACACAACAGUGACCUGCAAGUGUUUCUUGCAUUUCUUCAACACAGUUUGCCCCGCAGAACCGAUGCUGCAGGAUUUAGCUGCUAUUUUUGGUGUGGUUGGUAAACUUUGAUUUAAGGAAGAAAAGUGCACUACAGAAGAGGGUUCUUGCACUUUAUGGGGAUAUAAAGAAGCAGAACUUUGUGCCGGUAAUUCCAACAUAAUACAGCUUACUAUGGAAUGACAAAAAAAACACAGCAUGUUGUGUUUACCUCAGAGAAAAGUUGCUUUUUUACAGCAUGAGCUUGUUGGAAAUGUGGUUUCCAGAGUAUAUUGGUCUGAUGUUGCCAUUAUGAAUGAAUGAAAUUCCUUUUGCCCAGAAUAUAAUGAGCGUCUGUGUGCACACUGCAAGCAGGCUUGUGGAGAGCCUGGCACCUGUGAAUAAGAAAACCUGGACUGUCCUUAAGUUUUAAAUGGAGACUGAACUCAGAAAUAAUAAUAUAUAUUUUGUGUGGUUGUUUAUAUUGCUACCUGCCAUUAUGUCCCUCCCCUAAUGUUAUUUCUUGAAUGAAAAAUACAAUGCAUUGAUGUUUUUUUUUUUACAGUUUGUAUGAAGCUGUUUAUGUUAAGCUUUAAACAGUGUUGUUUAGAGCAGUAAUGUGAAAAAAAUGUGUGGCAAAUAAAGAGAGCACCGGAUUGCUUCUUUGUUACAAAGGAGG
This is a messenger RNA of Epinephelus lanceolatus (giant grouper), 2056 nucleotides long. RefSeq names its product phospholipid phosphatase 1-like. Gene Ontology annotation, molecular function: phosphatidate phosphatase activity. Lineage: Eukaryota; Metazoa; Chordata; Actinopteri; Perciformes; Serranidae. Gene Ontology annotation, cellular component: plasma membrane. Gene Ontology annotation, biological process: signal transduction; phospholipid metabolic process; phospholipid dephosphorylation. The record is from RefSeq and is a predicted model, not a curated record.